Andrographis paniculata is the source of this 1288-nucleotide messenger RNA. Its product is annotated as putative NAC domain-containing protein 94. NCBI's taxonomy places the organism in Eukaryota, Viridiplantae, Streptophyta, Magnoliopsida, Lamiales, Acanthaceae. Gene Ontology annotation, biological process: regulation of DNA-templated transcription. The transcript has 3 exons. The record is from RefSeq and is a predicted model, not a curated record. Bases 116 to 1237 code for a protein of 373 amino acids. Gene Ontology annotation, molecular function: DNA binding.
AUAUACCCACCAAAUCAUCAUUCAAUUUAUGAACCCCUUUCUCAAUUUUAUUCAUUUUUACCAUUCCAAAUCAUUCAACAAAUUAAUUAGAGAUUGAUCAUAUCCAACAAGAAAAAUGAUGAUGAUGAUCAUGGAUCCAAACAAGAUUAAUACAACCAUCACUUCUCAGCCUCCUCAAGAUCACACGACCAACUCCGACGAUUUCCCGACGUCGCCGAUGCCGGGUUUCCGGUUCCAUCCAACCGAUGAAGAGCUCAUCGCGUUCUACCUCAAAAGAAAGCUUCAGCUCAAACCCCUCCCCGUCGACCUCAUUAGGCAGGUCGACAUCUACAAGUACGAUCCAUGGGACCUUCCGAAAUUGGCCUCGACAACAACAGGGGAGAAGGAAUGGUACUUCUACUGUCCGAGGGACCGGAAAUACCGAAACAGCACGAGGCCUAAUCGGGUCACUGGAUCGGGCUUCUGGAAGGCCACCGGCACCGAUAGGCCUAUUUACUCCUCCGACGGGACUAAAUGCAUCGGCCUAAAGAAGUCGUUGGUGUUCUACCGCGGCCGGGCUGCCAAAGGUGCCAAAACCGAUUGGAUGAUGCACGAGUUCCGGCUCCCUUCUGCGCCGGACCGAUCCCUGCCGCCACUGCCAACAUCAACAACAGCAACCACUGACAAAAAAUCGAUCAAUAGGAACCAUCUUCCGUCAACGGAUUCAUGGGCCAUUUGUCGGAUUUUCAAGAAGACGGCGGCAGCCGCCGCCUCCAGGGCGGCGGUGCUUUCCCAAUCUUGGCAGGCCCUGUCGUCUUCAUCGGCCCCACCACUCGAUGGUUGUUACUACAGUAACUUGGUCGAAUCAGAAACGAUGAUCCACUCGAAUUGCUACUCAUCAUCGGAUCUUCCUUCAUCGUUCAAAUCCAAUGCUGCAGAUUGCUUCCCGGAUAACCUCGGAUUUCCCCAAGGCUCAGAUUCAGAGACGACCGUUAAAAUUGGUGCAGCAGGUGACCUAACCUCCAUGCUUUUCUGCCAAUCUGCAGCCAUGGAUUCUUCCAAUUACAGAUUGCAGACUGCUGCUGACAUAAACAUGCCGGACGACGAAGAAGGUAUCAAUAUGAUCCGACAGAUGGGAUUCCCUUUCAGCUUGGCUGCAACAACAGCUGCACAAGGACAAGGACAAGAUUCAUGGGAUUAUUCUCUACCUCCAUAUCCUACUGAGAUUUCAUCCUCUAACCACUCUACCAACAACUAACUGCUAUACAUAAAUUAAUUUUUCUUGCCAUGUAACGUAAUGUACAGUUAA